CUACAUAGCUCAGUGGGUCUUACCUGGUAAAAUAAAAUAAAAAUACCUAAACUGGUCAUGUCCCCCCACCCCUGCCCACCCAUUUUUACCAAACCACAAAGAUCAGCUUGGUGAGAGAUGUUUUUACAAUCCCUACGGACUGACAUGGCACGAGGGGGUCGUAUUCUCGCAUUGUGAUGAGCAAAGGGCUUCUUCUUCUUCUAAGAUUCGUGUAUUUUCAUACACCAAAAUCUGUUGAUUUAUGUUACAUUCAUAUCUUCACGUGAUUCAUCCUUACCGUUAAACCUUUCUUUUAAAACUCCUGAUUUUUUAAUGAGUUGAAACUGAAUUCAGUCUGAAAAAAAUAUAUAUAAUACAUCAUUAUAACCUUGAGUUGUUAUUUCAUGACAACUUCCCAACCCCUAGUCUCAUCUAAAACGAUUUUAAUUAGGCUCCAGGAGUAUGUGCUUCCAAAUUCCAACAUAUGCUUUGUCCUUCAUGCCCACACACAGCUGCAGCCUUAUCUCUCCAAAGCAUGCGAUGUGGGAAGAGGGCCAAUGCCCAGAACUAAUGUCCUUCAUUGUGGGGAACGGCUUUGCACCUUGCCAUAAAUGGUCUCCUUAUAUUCGCAGAAUUUCUCUCUCCAUGUUUAAGUUUGAGCAGGUACUCAGAGACGAGCGUCACCAUUUCUUGACUCCCUGGGUCAACUGUAUGUGAGGAAUCUUAUUUGGAACUUCAAACCUCAACAAUUACGUUUAACAGUAAACGCUGAAAUUGAAUAACAUCUCGGCAGGGUUUGUUAAAGGAAAUGACGAAGAGAAAAACCAUGCUGGUGUCAUUGGUUUUCAUGACCUCUGCGCUGCUCACGGCGGAGACAUACAUUUGUAAAGAGCCUGGCAAGCCGAUAAACCUCAGGCGGAGUAACUACACCAAGGUUCCAUUGUGGAACAAUUCGUGCCACUCCGUGAAAAUCAUCGACUUGAGUGGCAACAGCAUUGGAUACAUUGGCGAAGCGAGCUUUAGACUCAUUCAAAACUUAACGAUACUCUAUCUCAAUGCUUCAGGUCUACAGAAUAUAUCUGAGAAUGCCUUUGGAGGAAAUACAUGUUUGGAAGAACUUUACUUACAGGAAAACAAACUCUCUGAAUUCCCCAUGAAACUCAUUCAACAUCUACCCAAACUGCGCACUCUCAGCAUCUAUUCAAAUCGCUUCUUGAAAAUUAAUGGUUUCAGCAGUCUUAAUGCUCAACUGGAGAUGCUCUCUCUUGGGCCUCAGCAAACAAUGCACUCUCUGGACACACUGGAUUUCCGUCAUCUUUCAUCUCUCAAGGUUCUUAAUCUGACGAAGAUGAACAUCGUGAACGUGCCACAUUUUCAUCCAUCAUCCUUCAUUGAACAUAUUGAUCUUUCAAGCAACGACCUGGAAUUCAACGCAAAUGACUUUGAAAAUUGUGAACGUCUCAAAAGCAUUAGCUUUAAAGCGUGCAACAUCGAUAAGCUCGUCUUCGACCUAUUCAAAUCUCAAAAGAAUCUCAAGAAGCUGGACUUGACUGAAAAUCCACUCAAGAGUGAUUUCCACACAAACUAUGCCGUUAUUCGGAGCCUUGUGGACAAGAGGAUUCAGGUUGAAGUGACCUGCCUAGAAUGUUCAAAUUGGUGCAAUAACAUAUUCCCAACUCUGAAAAUAGUUUGUAAUGCACAUGAAAAAAAAUACAAUUGGUGUCUAAAACAAUGUCCACAAAACUCUGCUGUGAAUAAUGGAAAUAAACACCGAGAAAGCAGCAUUAAUUACACACUCUUGAUCAUAUGUAUAUUGAUGGUGAUGUUGUUUAUUUUCAUUACAACCAUCAUAUUUUGCAAGAUGAAGGGAUCAAGAAAACUCGAAAUACUAAGACCAGAAGGCUCCAGCCACAUUACAAACACAACUUACACUUAAGUAUUGUGUACUUCAAAAGAGAUCAUGCAUUGAUUUUCCCUUUCCAUGUUUGAUUCUAAAACUCUCAAUUCAUUUCAAUAUGGUUUGUGGUUUCUAAAUGUCAUUCAUGACAAGUCACUAAAUUGUGUUAAGUGAAUCGUUGAGUAUUGUUUUUUUCGUCUAAUUAUCAGUUCACAUCUUACUAUUCACAUAUUUUACAUCAAAAUAACUUUAGUGCAUGUAUUGUUUAAGUGCUAACUAAGCUGAACGUAUUAAGUUUUUGUCAAUUCUCAUUUUAAUAAAGUGAUAUUAUCGAGUGUCAGUUGCAUGUCGUUGUGGAUGCCAUGUAUUUAAAAAUACAGAAUGCCUUUAUUUUAAUUAGAUACCAUAUAAAAUACCCUGCGAUGUGUUUUCAGGUUGCACUGUGCGUUGCUUGACGUGAUGACCGACGUCUCACCCCAUGUGCUGAGAGCUUCUUCAGGAAAUGAAUUCUCAGAAGAGCACGUGGCGCUAAAUGUCCAAUACACUACCGUGGUAUUGGACAUUUAGCAGACACAACAUGAAAGCUAUACAGCUACGCUACGUAAACUGCAUGUAUUAAGCAUGUCAGCUGUAUACCUCAUACACUCUUGGCAACUCAAAUCGUCUAUGUUAAACUCGUUUUGCCACCUUUAGAAUUUUUAAGCGAAUUCAAAUUGGUAACGUUUCUGGUUUUUUUGGUUCCGGUACGACGACGCCUCCACUAAGUAACAAGAGCAGCCACGAAUGACAUCGCGCGAACUUUCAACUCACCACCUUUCAAUUGCAUAGACCUUGAGGAGUUUUCGGCAUUGCUAUAUUGUACUUUACACAAGGGGGCACUAUCUGCUUGAAAAAAAACCAAACAAACCUAUGCUGAGGUUAGUCAUGCUUAGCCCCUGACGUCUGUGCCCAUUGCAAUAUUGAUCUGACAUGGGCUACAAAUGCGAAGGCAAUUCUUUGCUCGUGCCGAAUUGAACAUUGACGUUCACACAGUGCAUGUAGUGGCAUAUUAAUGAAACAGAUGAAUAGUAAUUAAAAUACACUGGUUCCAUGUUUUAUUCCAUCUAAAAUUGAUGCUUUUUAUUCACCAGCCAAUCACUUUUCCGUGUAAUGUAAAUAGUCACGCAAAUAGUCAUUUAAGAAACGCAAAUCGAUAUUUUCUCUCUGAUCACACUGCGUUCCUGAAAUACAUUUUAAGGCAUCUCUCGAAGUGGUUGAACUCAAUCAAGGGGUUGGUUUGUUCUUGACUUUGUCGCGUCGAGAAUUCCAUGCGACCGGUGCCCUCCUCGGCCUUCUGAAAAGCUCGGUCGCCAUGCGGUCUUCAGACGGCUUCCUGCAACAACAGCGACAACAUCGAGAUCGCCACGAGCAGCAGUAGCAGCAGCUUCAUAUUCUUAUAUUUAGUCUUAGCACAUGCUGUAUGCUGUAUUAUGUAUAGCUUUCUCCCUCCCCAUCUACAAAAUGCCCACCACUCCAACAACCAAAGGCUUAUGUCGUUAUUCCUUAGCUCCAGUCAACUUUUGUUCAAGGUUACUUCACUCCUCACCUCUGUUUUAGCUUUAUUUCCCCUUUCAGCCUUUGUGAAAGAAAAUCUAAAAAAAAACUUUGAUUCUAUUUCCCCUUAUUCUACGAUAUUAAUGUCCAUCUCACCUACUCCUCAUUUCUACAGCGUCUUGAAAUGCAGUCUCAUUUACACACCGUGUAACGUCAAAUCGUAUGAUCAUAAGCUUGCUUGCAUGGUAACGAUCAUAAGUUAUGACAAAAUAUUGAAAUACAGUACAAU
Messenger RNA from Petromyzon marinus (sea lamprey), 3698 nucleotides. Its product is annotated as protein phosphatase PHLPP-like protein. The record is from RefSeq and is a predicted model, not a curated record. Lineage: Eukaryota; Metazoa; Chordata; Hyperoartia; Petromyzontiformes; Petromyzontidae. Gene Ontology annotation, molecular function: protein binding.